UAAUGAUUGACUCUCAUUACGUAAGACCCGAGGGCAAAACCCCAGCACUUCUAGUCUUACAGCGCCGGAGGCUCAGUGGUGUACAAUGCGACAGUGAUCACUCCGUUGAGGAAGUGCUUACUGUCUUGGCGUGGCCUUCAAAGGUCAGAGCGAUGCUCCUGGCAGCGCCGCUGUGAUCUGCGUUACUGCGGUUUCCACAGAGACGAGACAACGGUGGGCAGAGAGAGGGGAAGUCGCGAAAAGAUGACGUCGCCGUCGCCCACCCACAGUGACAGCAGCGGCUCCUCUAAGCACGACAGCAACCAGUUGACAUGCUCCCGUGUCUCUCUCCAGGACAGCUGGGAGAUUGUGGAGGGGCUCCGAGGGGUUCCUGCCAGCAUGCAGGAGCCUGUCAGGCAGGAAGGUUUCCUGCUCAAGAGGAGGAAGUGGCCCAUGAAGGGAUGGCAUAAGAGAUACUUUCUGCUGGAGAAAGGCAUCCUGAAGUAUGCAAAGCGUGGAACUGACCUGAAGAAGGGGAAGCUUCACGGCCGCAUAGACGUCGGCCUGUCUGUCAUGGCAAUAAAGAAGAAAGCCAUGUGCAUCGACCUGGACAACGAGGAUAACAUCUAUCACCUAAAGGUGAAGUCUCCCGAGCUGUUUGAGGAGUGGGUGUCGAAGCUGCGUCACCACCGCGUGUUUCGGCAGAACGAGAUUGCCAUGUAUCCCCACGAGAGGAACCUCUUUCACCCCCACACAUCAUCCUCCCCCUCCCUCAAUGACUCUAUGAGAAAGAGGUCGACUCUUACCAAGCAGGCGUCAGUCCACCAGUCUAUGGUCAGCUCGUGGCUCCAUUCCUCCGAGGACAUGGACAAAUGCUGCAAAGACUUGGAGGAAUGUCAAUCGUACCUGCUCGAGCUCAACCUGCUGCUGAAGAGCAUGGAGGUCCUCCACCGCACGUACUCCGCUCCAGCCAUCAGUGCACUACAAGCGUCUUCUUAUGACAUCCCCAAAAAGGAUAAGAGGCCAAGGAGGUGGCGAUCCAGAAACAGUGGCAAAGAAACCAAGGCCACACUACAGGUCCCAAGCUGUAUCUCCUCCAAUUCCCCUCGUCUUCAUGCCUCCAACCCCAACCUGUCUACCACUGAGACAAACACCCAGGAGGCCUGUCCUGAGUCCCCGGACUCCCCUACAGACGUGUCCCGUCUACAGGAGGACUUUUGCAGGCUGGCCAACAGUGUCCACAGCACGCUGAAAUCAGCCUUUAGCUCCCUGGUGGCAGAAAGAGACAGGAUGAGGCACACCAUCGACAUGCAGGCCCCCCAGCCGGUGCAGGUCCUGGGCUUAAAGACAGCCUAUGCCUCAGAAUGUUCAGGCGGCUCCCACUCCUUGGUCCACCAGGUAUCCAAUGAGAGCAAAGCAUCUAUCCCAGAGUCGAUAUCGGAGUUCUUUGAUGCGCAGGAGUACCUGCUCUCCUCCUCCUCCUCUGAGGUGUCCGACGAUGACUCGUACAUCAGUGAUGUCAGCGACAGUGUCUCCAUGGAUACAUGCAGCAAUGAGGGAGGCAGUGAGAGACACAACUCCGUCAGCAGCGUGGUGACCCUGACUCGCCGGCGCUCCACGCUGCCCUCUCCCUGUCCCGCCAGCAGCGUAAGCCUGUGGAACAUCCUGAGGAACAACAUCGGGAAGGACCUGUCCAAGGUGGCCAUGCCGGUGCACCUCAACGAGCCGCUCAACACCCUGCAGAGGCUCUGUGAGGAACUGGAGUACAGUGAGCUGCUGGACAUCGCCAACCAGACUCAAGACCCUUACCAGCGCAUGGUGUAUGUUGCUACGUUUGCAAUAUCUGCCUAUGCAUCCACCUACCAUCGAGCAGGAAGCAAACCCUUUAACCCUGUGCUGGGAGAGACGUACGAGUGUGACAGACCUGAUAAGGGCUUCAGGUUUAUAGCUGAACAGGUGAGUCAUCACCCACCUGUGUCAGCAUGUCACAGCGAUUCAAGGAACUUCAGCUUUUGGCAAGAUGUUCGAUGGAAAAAUAAAUUCUGGGGCAAAUCCAUGGAAAUUGUUCCCAUGGGAACCACACAUGUCACACUUCCUGCCUUUGGGGACCACUACGAAUGGAACAAAGUGACGUCCUGCAUCCACAACAUCCUGAGCGGCCAGCGCUGGAUCGAACACUAUGGGGAGAUGUCAAUCAAAAAUAUUAACAGCGACGCCUGUCAGUGUAAAGUCACAUUUGUCAAGGCAAAAUCGUGGAGCUCCACAGUGAACGAAAUAGAGGCCGUGAUCACGGAUUCAAAUGGAAAAAUUGUGCACUCCAUUUUUGGAAAGUGGCACGAGUCUGUGUUUCAAGGAAACCCACCUUCUGCCACAUGCAUCUGGAGAGCAAACUCCAUGCCGGUGGACCAAGAUCAGUACUAUGGCUUCACCCAGUUUGCAGUGGAGCUGAAUGAGCUGGACUCCACCCAGAGACCUCUACUGCCCCCCACAGACACUCGCCUCAGGCCGGACCAGAGGCUGCUGGAGGAGGGGAACCCAGACGCAGCGGAGGAGCAGAAACAGAGGAUAGAGCAGCUCCAGAGGGAGAGGAGGAAAGUGCUGCAGGACAACAGCAUGACGCACCAGCCGCGCUUCUUCAAGAAGUCGAAGGAUGACACGUGGGUGAGCAACAACGCAUACUGGGAGCAGCGUCGGGACCCGGGCUUCGGCAAAGUGGACUUCCCUGUGUUGUGGUGACCUCUGGACUCAACCACACGUCUCCACCACAGCUCAUCCUAGAGAGGGAAGUUUCAAACUGAACUGAGACCAGGCCGCGAGUGUCCUGGCUGGGUUGACGCGCGUCACUCCCAUGUCAUGGUAACCUGGACCAAUAUGGACAUCCUGCCUCCACUCUUGGGACAGAGCGUUGCCCCGAAUAACUUCUGUAUAAUUUAUAAUGUUUCACCUCAAAGGGUACACCUCCUCCUCUUAUUAUUAUUAUCAUUACUGUAAUUUACACAGUGUAUUGUGUAAUAUUCAUAUCAUUAUCUUCGGUUGCAUCUCAGCAUUUACCAAAGUGCCUUUUAUUGCAGGGCUGCACUUAAUCGACUGCUUUAGCAGUUAUGCAAAAACACUUUUAGUCAGAGACUUAAAAAAAAAACUUGUUUGGAUGAUGUCAAUGUACAGUACAGUACAGUAGGUGGACUUUACUGCAGAGAGAAGGAAGAGGCGCUUGGGCCUUAUUUCAGUGUGCUGCCUUGUUAAAAUCACUCAUGACUGUCAGGACUGUGGAUAGAGUUUUUUUACUGAGGAGGGGGAAAAAAGCAAUAAUACUUUAUGUUGAAAGAGGACAAUAAACUGUACAAUGGACAGCUAA
Scophthalmus maximus (turbot) is the source of this 3334-nucleotide messenger RNA. Its product is annotated as oxysterol-binding protein-related protein 3. The coding region runs from base 244 to 2715 and encodes 823 amino acids. The transcript has 22 exons. The record is from RefSeq and is a predicted model, not a curated record. Gene Ontology annotation, cellular component: intracellular membrane-bounded organelle; cytosol; perinuclear endoplasmic reticulum. Lineage: Eukaryota; Metazoa; Chordata; Actinopteri; Pleuronectiformes; Scophthalmidae. Gene Ontology annotation, molecular function: cholesterol binding.